This is a messenger RNA of Achroia grisella, 1995 nucleotides long. RefSeq names its product intraflagellar transport protein 74 homolog. Gene Ontology annotation, cellular component: centrosome; cilium; intraciliary transport particle B. Gene Ontology annotation, biological process: cilium assembly; intraciliary transport involved in cilium assembly. The transcript is spliced from 11 exons. NCBI's taxonomy places the organism in Eukaryota, Metazoa, Arthropoda, Insecta, Lepidoptera, Pyralidae. The coding region runs from base 118 to 1947 and encodes 609 amino acids. Gene Ontology annotation, molecular function: beta-tubulin binding. The record is from RefSeq and is a predicted model, not a curated record.
CAUACCGGUCACCGUUUCCAUGGAGAUAAUUAGCAAACACCGUGGGGUUGAAACGGUGUGGUGAACAAUUUUAUAAACUUGACCCAUAUUAGGGUUAAACACACUUCACAGGUGGUUAUGGAUUUUUUCGAGGACGCCGGAGGUAGAGAGAGUGCGGUCAGACGAAGCGACGCCCCACGACCGGUAUCCAGGCGUGGAUUCAGAGAAUAUAAGAACAGUAGUUCAGCUAUAUCAAGAACUGGAAAUAUGAGGCCAACAUCAGCAUACCGAGGCAGCACAGCCUCACGAAUGUCUACAGCAGGAUUCGGACCAGCUCCACCGACAGCCAGUAGACAACCAACCGCAUUAACAGGAUUCUCAAUGAUUGAUAGACCUAUAACACAACAAGGAAUAUCGGGACUCCGAACAGGCACGGCGCGUGGAUUCCGCACACGGCAACUGCAAGACAAACGGUAUUGGGAAGAGCUCAUGCAAGUAAAGAUUAGGGAGAUGAAAGCGGAGAUAGCCCGGUUGAGUGAAGAGGCAGACGCUGGCGAGCGUGAACGUUCUGCUAAAAAACAUUAUGAGAAAAGAGUGAGAGAGUUGGCCCAAGAAUUAACUGAUUUACAAGGACGUUUAGCAGAUUAUAAUACUGCUAUUCGUAUCGCUAACGGUGAAGCUUCAAAGUAUUCUGUUGAAGAUCAAAUGAAAGAAUUGGAAGCAAGUAACAAAAAGCUACAAGAAGAGGUAGAACACGUGUUUUUGGAAAAGCAGAGGAAGGAGAAUCAGUUAAGGCAACUACGAGAGCAGAUGGAUAAGGAGCAAUCAACAAUAUCAAAGUUAUUAUCAGAAAUGACAACAGAACAGAAAGAUCAAUAUAACGAGCUAGAGACAACAGCUGCUGCAUUGCGCGAAGAAGUAGAACAAACAAGGACACAAAUUGAUGUCUUAAAUAGAGAGAAAGAAGAAUUUAACAAGGAAAUAUCUGGCUCGCAGAUAAAAGUACAUCUUCUGGAGUUACACCGACGACUAGCAACAGCAGAAGAAAAGAGAGAUAAUUUGAAAAAUGAAUUGAACAACCGAUUAGAUCCGCAAGAGGAAAGAGAGAAAUUAUUGCUUCAGGUCCGCGAAGAUAAUGCAGCAAUAGCUUCGCUGGACAGUAAUGGUGCGAACAUAAAAGAUCAGAUUCGUAAAGUGCAGGAGUUCAUCGAACAAGCUGAGCAAGAUUUAGAAGAAGGUAAUUCAGAACGUCAUCAAAAAUACCGCGAACUUAAGAAGAGAGAGGAAACAAUGGAUUCUUUCAUGUCUGCUUAUGAAGAAAAUCUGAAAAAAGAACAGGAAAAAAUAGACCAACUCGAGAAAGAUAUAGUAUUUGCCUUAGAACACAGCAGUUCAAACAUAGACCUGGAUUUGAGCGAGAUUGAUACCUUGAAGCAAAAAGAGGGAUAUACUUCUACAUAUGAUGAUAAUAAGAGGUCUGCAGACACUCUUACGAAGGACUAUGAGAGAUUCAUGACGAAUUUGAAAAAGGCAGAAUCCACACGAGAGCGACUCGCCACUGAAUUACAAACAUUACCGGAUAAAACUAAAGCGAUGAAAGAUGAACUCGUUACUCUAUCCGAUUUAGAGAGACUGAGAGAUGAAGGUGAAGAACAAAAGAAAGCAUUGGAAACUGAACUCAAAAUAUUGAGAGAGAAAUUGGCGCCAACUGAAAACGCGGUAUCGGAAGCAUCGAAUAAAUUGAAAAAACUACAGACAACGCUAGAAGGCAAUGAAAUGUAUGCGAAAUUGAAUAGUCUAGAGGAACAGUUAGCUCAACUGGAGAGCAGGAAGACAGUGUUGGAAGAGGACAUCGCCUCAAUAACACUGAAAGCUGAUUACGAGCCACUGAAGAAGCAGACUAUGGAAGAAUUGGCUGCCCUGAAUAAAAAAAUUAUUGAAGAUUUGAAUACUUCGAAAUCUUAUUAAUGUUGUUUUAUAUCGUGUCUUAGAUCAUAAAGGUUUAUUUAAUGUAGC